This is a messenger RNA of Pieris macdunnoughi, 1395 nucleotides long. The record is from the annotation of a GenBank genome assembly. Lineage: Eukaryota; Metazoa; Arthropoda; Insecta; Lepidoptera; Pieridae.
AUGGACAAGCCCCCGCAUACCGGGGGCUCGCCCCCCGUGGUAGCUUGUAACAUUAUAAUAGAAAGAUUUUCUAAACUGGACGAGUCCAGUGUAGAUACAGAUGUGGAUCAACGGAAUGACCGAAAAAGAAUGCGACUAGAUAGUUUUCAGAACAAAGUAGACUGUGUAGAUACUACAACUGUUAAUACCCAACAGCACCCAUCACCACCAUCAGAUGUUUCUCAGUCCAUAAAAAAUCCUAUAGGCCGAACGUUUUAUGAGACCUAUGACAUAGGGCCAUUCGUAGUUCAUGCGCAAAAAGUUUCUUCAGAUACGGACAUCUCCUCCCUACACCCCGUCCAAUUUGGGUAUUUUCUCAAGAAAAAUUCUUUUAAAAACAUAAUUAAUGGUAGCAUCAAAAGGGUAGGCAGAAACCGAAUUUCCCUAUCAUUCUCAGACCACAAAUGUGCAAACGAAUUUAUUAAUAACCCUUGCCUGGCAAGAAAUAAUUACAAAGCUUUUAUUCCCUCAUUUAAUGUGACCCGAAUAGGCCUGGUGCGAGGCGUUCCCGCGGAAUGGUCUCCCGAAGAGAUAUUAGACAACAUCUCUCUGCCUGUAGGCAGCGGAGGAAUUAUAAAAAUUAGACGACUAAAUUAUAAAGUACGUAACAGCAGCCCUCCUGAGUGGAAGCCAUCACAGACUAUUGUAAUAACUUUCGAUGGUCAAACCCUACCUAAACAUGUAUUUGUCUGCUACAAUGCCCUACCCGUGGAACUUUAUGCAUAUCCCACUAUUCAGUGCUAUUCUUGUUGCCGAUUUGGUCAUACUAAGUCUAAUUGUAACUCUCGGCCCCGCUGUUUAACAAGUGUGGCCAAGGCCAUACUGGGGACACAUGCAACAUACAAGAUGAUGCCGCGUCUUGCUGUCUAUGUUCUGAAAUUUGUAUCUUACGCAGAAGCAAAUAAAGUGCAUGAUCAAGUUUCAAAAUCUUUUGCUGAAAUAGUUAAGUUUUCAAACAUCCAGAAUACUCCUAAUUCUCCUGUACCACAUGUAUCGCCUUCCUCUCCCUCGAUUCCGUCGGAUAGUAGAUCUUAUAAGAAAACAAUAUUUGCUAAACCAACAUCCCCCAAACUAAAACAACUGGGGUAUAACAAAACAGAACACUUCAAUUUGAUAAAGGACUACGACGCUCCAGCUCCUUCUAACGGGGUCGCUUUAAUAAACAGUAACGUUAACAAUAGAGACAUAAUCUCUGAUUUAAUCCAACUUUUGACUGAAAUUAAAUCCAAUUCUAACAACAACGUAACUGAACAACGUCGCCAAACGAUUGCUGCCUUAACUAAAUUAAAAUCCGCUUAUACGUCACGAACGCGAACAAAUAAUCCAGUGGAAUUGCAGAUGCGUUAUCUGCAAUAA